CAUGCCUCGCUGACAGCAGCAACACAGUGUGGGUGUCUGGCUGUCACCCAGGGGCCCUGUGUCAACAGCAGAGGGAAGAAGAAGAGACCAAGAGGAGGAAACCAGAAAGUAACACUGCUGCAGAAAUGGACCUGCGGUCUGAGCUGCUCAAGUCCAUUUGGUACGGCUUCACGGCCCUGGAUCUGGAGAAGAGCGGUAAGGUGUCCAAGUCUCAGCUGAAGGUUUUGUCCCACAACCUGUGCACUGUCCUGUCCAUCCCACAUGAUCCCGUUGCUUUGGAGGAGCACUUCAGAGAUGAUGAUGAUGGUCCUGUGUCCAGUCAGGGUUAUAUGCCUUAUCUCAACAAAUACAUUCUGGAUAAGGUUGUGGAAGGAUCUUUUAUUAAGGAGAGUGUAGACGAGCUCUGUUGGACUCUAACGGCAAAGAAAAACUACCAGACGGACAAAAACAGCAGCACGGUUCUGCCAGAGAGGGAUGCUUUUCAGCUUUGGUGUCUUUUUAAUUUUCUGUCUGAGGACAAGUACCCCCUGGUUAUGGUUCCUGAUGAGGUGGAGUACCUCCUCAAGAAAGUAUGCAUGGCCCUGAGUAUUGAGUUCAACUGUGUUGAAUUAGAGGACUUCUUCUCCCAGGACUCAGUGCAGCAGACUGGCAUUACUGUUUGGGUUUUUCUUGAGAUGAUGAACUCGGGGAAAAUUACCAGAGGAAUUGACAAGAGCAUAAUCAGCAUGGCUAUAGAGGAAGCGUAUAGAGAGAUAGUUGGUGAUGUCCUCAAAGAGGGAUAUCUUUGGAAAAAAGGUCAGCUAAGGAGAAACUGGAAGGAACGCUGGUUCACCUUAAGGCCGAGCAGCUUGUGCUACUACACCGGGGAGGACCGCAAGGACUGCCAGGGGGACAUCUCUCUGGAUGGAAACUGCUGUGUGGAGGAAGUAAACGAUGAUCAAAUAUUGUUUGGUCGUUCAAAAUGGAUCAAAAACCUCCUUUUCCCAGUGCUGCCGGACAGAGAUGGGAAGAGAUGCAUGUUUUGUCUUAAAACCCUCUCCAAGACGUAUGAGAUGAGCGCCUCGGACACCAGACAGAGACAGGAGUGGACAACAGCCAUUCAAACAGCUAUCAGGCUGCAUGUGGAGGGGAAAAAGUCCCUCCACAAAGAUUUGAAGCUGAAGCGGCGCGAACAGCGUGAGCAGCGCGAGAGGAGACAACAGUCCAAGGAGGAGGAGCUGCAGAGGCUACGGGCCCUGCAGGAGGAGCGGGAGCGUAAGCUGGUGGAGCUGGAGCUGCUGAAGGAGGCACAAAAGCAGGCUCAGGCCCUCCUGCAGCAGGACGAGCAGAAGAGGCGCCAGCAGCAUGAGCAGCUCCAGCAGGCCCUGGAGGUCCAGCUGAAAGAGGCUGAGGAGGCCCGCGUCAGUAUGCAGGCAGAGAUGGUUGUGAAGGAGGAGGAGGCCGAGAAGCAGAGGAAGAGAAUCAAGGAGCUGGAGGAGAUGCAGAAGCGCUUGGAAGAGGCGCUGCAGCAGGAGAUCAAGGCCAGGCUGGAUGAGGAGUCCCACCGCAAUGCCCAAGCAGGAUUACUGGCAGAGGAGGAGGAUAAAAUGAGGGCACUGAUGAACCUGCAGGAGGAACAGGAGGAGUACAUCCUGAAGACGCAGAGGGAGAAGCAGGAGCUCAAGCAAGAAAUGGAGGUCAAGUCUCAAGCCCUGGAGGAGGCGCAGAGGCAGCUUGAAGAGGUCCGGGCCAACCGGCACAGGGUUGACCAGGAUGUAGUGGCUGCGCAGAGGAAACUUCGCCUGGCGAGCACCAACGUCAAACACUGGAAUGUCCAGAUGAACAGACUGAUGCGGCCGAUCGGACCAGGAGAGAAAAGGCCGUCGUUAGGAAGCUCUUUCUCAGCCUUCCAGAUCCCAACGCAGAGAGAUCCCGGGCUGCGUCUCAGAAAGAGAUCGGACUCGGAGAAUCAGGACGAGGAGAGCAAAGAAAACGUUCACGACAGAGCUGGGUGUGAUCUGGAAAAACGCCACUCCCAUGCCUCUAACGGAGACAUGGACAUCCCCUGAAAACCAUCACUCAGAGAGAGGCUGCCCGGCUCACAUCUGGUCACACUGUGAGGGUUUCUAAAGGGAAGGCCUGGGGCUGAGGGUUUGUUUAAUAUGUAAAAGACUGUGGGACAUUUACACCUAAAACCGAAUUUGGAGAACUACUAUUAGAUGUGGAAUUUACUUACCUCAUUUCACAGCUUAACACAUUUUAGUGAGAAAUUGGAUUUGCGAUAUCUCCGGCUCAUCUAAAUGCGACCUGCGUGAGGCCUUAUACCGGACAUGAACCAUACCUCAGUGCAGAGAAAAUGAGCUGUAAGAGAUGCUGAAAGUACAAGGUUCAUGUUUCAUUAACAAUACCUAUACACAUAAAGCCCAUUUGUUUAGCUCUGUAAUAUAACCAUUUGUUAACUUUACAUAUUUGUUGGGCAUAUGUGGUGUGGUUUGCCUUUUUGACGCUUUUCCUGAUAUUUGUGAAAAGUUUGUUUAGUAUUAUGAGUUUCAGUCGCAUGUAUCACUUGUCAUAAAACAGGAAAGAGAAAGAGAGAGGGGGGAAGAUAGAGAUUCUAGUUGAACUUCCUGUUUCAACUGUUUAACACAACUGUAAAUAAAAGAGUGAAAUAAUGCCCUAA
This is a messenger RNA of Pleuronectes platessa (European plaice), 2659 nucleotides long. RefSeq names its product differentially expressed in FDCP 6 homolog. Gene Ontology annotation, cellular component: nucleus; cytoplasm. The transcript is spliced from 12 exons. Lineage: Eukaryota; Metazoa; Chordata; Actinopteri; Pleuronectiformes; Pleuronectidae. The coding region runs from base 126 to 2048 and encodes 640 amino acids. The record is from RefSeq and is a predicted model, not a curated record.